This is a messenger RNA of Rattus norvegicus (Norway rat), 2639 nucleotides long. NCBI's taxonomy places the organism in Eukaryota, Metazoa, Chordata, Mammalia, Rodentia, Muridae. The record is from RefSeq and is a predicted model, not a curated record.
GUCACAGUGGUCACCAGGCAGCCAAAGGGGCUGUGUCCUUCCGCUAGAAGCUCCAAGAGCCCAUAGGCUGUGGCCAAGGACAACCCCAAGGUAAAGCCACAGGUACUUCGGACCACAGCCCGUGCCAUGCUGGACUUCUCCUCCCCAGAGGGCCAUUCUAUGUCAGUUUUGACCAUGGCUGCUGGGACCAAAUGCCAGUGUGUCUCCUCCUGGAGAUUCUUCAGGUUCUGUGGGGCCUGGAAUUCUUCGUCCUGUUCUAAGUUCUGCAGGCUUGUACGAUGGGUGUGUCUCAGAACCCGCUGCUCCCCAGUUCUGAGGGCUCAAGGAGCUGAGGAAUUGAAGGACACAGGCCAGUCGUGGGCUGUGUGUGAAGCAAAGCACACGGGCGACAUGUCCUUCCUCUCAUCAACAUUUCACAGCCUGGGAAUCUUUGAAAAGAUUUCUGGGAUAAAAGAGGCUCUCAAGAAUAGGCUACUGGACAUUACACAGCGUCAGUACCGAGCAGGAGGGCAACAAAGGAAACGGCCCCACACCAUCAUACAGGGGCUCCUACGCUGGGGUCUUCCAGUUUCCUGGAGCCGGUUCCUGUGGCGCCAGCCAGGAGAGUUCCCAGUCACUGCUUUCCUGCUAGGAACAGGCACGGGUGGGCUCCUGGCCAUAGGUCUCUUUCAGCUCUUGGUGAACCCCAUGAACAUUUACGAGGAGCAGAAGGUGGUGGCGUUGUAUGGCUUGACAAGCUUGGGGGCCAUAGGCUGGGGCAUCUCCCCUCACAUCCGCUGUGCCAGUCUCCUGUUGGUACCCAAGAUGCUGGGCAAAGAAGGCAGACUCUUUAUCAUGGGAUAUGCUCUGGCUUCCAUCUACAAAGGGCCGGUGGCCAAUCUACAGUACAACAUCAAUGAGGUGAUAGCAUCCCUGGGCUGCACCGUGGAGCUGCAAAUCAACAACACCCGAUCUGCCUGGCGCGUCUCCACGGCCCCUCUGCGGGCAGUGUUCAAGGAUAUGCUGAGCAGCAAAGACUCACUGAAAACAGAGAUUGCAAACGUCUCGACCUCCUUUGAGGACCUGGAUGCCCAGGUGGAGAGUAACAUUGGCUACUCACCUGAGGACAAGGACAUGGACACAGCCCCAGGCACGAAGGCCCUCGGAACCGGAACCUCCAGAGCCAGACUCCACCUGUCCACACAGAUGGUGUAUGAGCUGAAGACCAAGCUGCGCUGUUCUCAUGUAGUGAAUAAGGCCAUACUGAGCUGCUACCGCUGGUUUGACAAAAAGCAUCAACGGUGCAUGCAACGCAUCCAGGUCCCACUCCUGAACAGCCUGCUCUGCCUGCCAAUGAAGUUCAAGUUCUUCUGUAACAUUGCCAAGGUGAUGGAGAUCUGGUGUCACAAACGCAUCCCCGUGGAAGGCAACUUUGGGCAAACCUAUGACUCGGUCAACCAGUCUAUUCAUGGUCUGUCUGGAGAAUUUUCAGCCAAUAUUGACAUUAAGGAGCAGAAGCAGUCUGCAGUGGUGGGUCUCAGCACGAACUGGGAACACGUGAGCGUCGAGGUGCGGGACUAUGCUCACCAGCAGGAGGCCCGUCUGCAGUGGGCUGUGGGGCUGAUGCACGUGCUCCUGUCCUGCACCUUCCUGCUUGUCUUCCAUGCAGCCUUCUCCUACAUGGAUAACUACAACUGGGACAUCCGCUUUGACAACAUCUACAUCAGCACCUACUUCUAUCAGAUCGAUGCCCGCAGGAAGAAGCUGGGCAAACAGAGUCUGUUGCCACUCCGCAAGGCAGAAAAGACAUCCGUCAUCUUCCCUCUCAAGGCCACUAUCCAGGCCACGGAGAUGCGCAAUGUGAUAAGGGAGCUCCUAGAGACACUGCCCAUCCUCCUCCUGCUGCUGGUGCUGUUUGCAAUCGACUGGGUGCUCUACUCCAUCUUUGACACCAUUGGUCACCACUCCUUCGUGCAGUACUCCUUCCGCAGCAGUCACAAGCUGGAGAUAAAUGUUGAGGGAGACUCCAUACUUGCCAGGCUCCUUCGGAAAACCAUCGGAGCUCUGAACACCACCUCGGAUACAGAAAUGGAGACAAACAACAUGCCCUGCCUGCCCCGAGCCGUGGGCCUGUCUGCCGGCGGCUACUUUAGAGCCUCACUGCCAACCUGCCUGCUUAUGUGUGUCUGCCUAGCUCAGGCCUUUGGCUACCGACUCCGGAGGGUCAUCGCAGCCUUCUACUUCCCCAAGAGAGAGAAGAAGCGGGUUCUCUUCCUCUACAAUGAGUUACUGAGGAAGAGAUCAGCUUUCACAAAGCUGAGGAGGGCGGCCAUUGUCCGGCGGGCACGGCAGCAGACCACUCCACGCCCCCCCGUGGUGGACGCGCUGUACCGCCGGUGCCCGCUCCUGCGCCGCUUGACGCGUCGGCGCUGCGUGGUGUGCCAGGCACUAGAGACGCCCGAGUCCUACGUGUGUCCCACGCCGGACUGCAAGGCCCUGUAUUGCCGGUCGUGCUGGGACGACAUGCAACGGCAGUGCCCGGUGUGCACGCCCCGCGAGGAGCUCUCUUCAUCCGCCCACAGCGACAGCAACGACGACACUGUAUACGGCGAAUGAAGGGAUGCUGCCCAUCUUCUUGUUUAAUAAAGUGUGAUGCACGC